This is a messenger RNA of Salvia splendens (bonfire salvia), 1377 nucleotides long. RefSeq names its product dirigent protein 24. The transcript has a single exon. Bases 50 to 1303 code for a protein of 417 amino acids. The record is from RefSeq and is a predicted model, not a curated record. Lineage: Eukaryota; Viridiplantae; Streptophyta; Magnoliopsida; Lamiales; Lamiaceae.
AUCAAAUUCAACACCAUUCCAUAGUGCUCCAACCUUCAUUGAAAUCAAGAUGUCUAAACUUUUUAUUCUCUCCAUGCUAUUGCUAGCCACCACUUUGGCCACUUCAACCCGAAUUCUCACCGAUGUCACCUCAUUACCCGACCCGAUACCUCCUUCGGAGGUCGACAUCCCUGCCACAGAGGCGGAGGCGACACCUGUUUCAGUUGCCUCCGCCACCAAUGCGGCGGUGACACCAAUCCCCGACUCCGACGCGCCACCACUAACCACCACCUCUCCCGCCACUAACAAUGUGGUGGCGCCCGUCUCCGAUGAACCGGCCCCGGUCGUUGCACCCGUACCCGAAGUUGGGGACUCUGAUGAUCCACCACUAACCACCGCCUCUCCAGCCACCAAUGCUGCGGCGACACCUGUCUCCGAUGAACCAGCCCCCAUCGAUGCACCACCACUAACCACCCCCACCGCCGCUCCCACCGCCAAUCCAGCGGUGGCACUGGUCCCUGAUGAGCCGGCCCCCAUCGCUGCACCCGUACCCGAACAUCCCAACUCCGGCACACCACCACUAACCACCUCCUCCGGCGGAGGAGUUGCCGGAGCCGGCGCUGCUGGAGGAGUUGCCGGAGAUGGUCCGACAUUUUCCUUUUUCAUGCACGACAUCCUCGGCGGCUCAAACCCGUCCGGCAGGGCGGUGGCCGGGAUCGUGGCCAACUCCGACGCCAACAACCUCCCGUUCUCGAAAAACAACAACCAAUUCUUCCCCAUCAACGGCGGCGUGCCGCUCAACACUGUCAACGGCGUCGUGAACAACAACAACCUCCCCUUCCUCGUCGGCCUCAACGGCUCCCCUUCAAGCACCGUCGUCCAGAACAACGGCAACAACGUCGUCUCCGGCGGAGGCAGCCAGCCCUUCGUGACGGCAGGGCAGCUCCCGGCGGGGCUGACGCUGCAGCAGCUGACAUUCGGCUCCGUGACAGUGGUGGACAACGAGAUCACGGCGGGGCACGAGCUGGGGUCGGCCGUGCUCGGGCGGGCGCAGGGGUUCUACCUGACGAGCUCCAGCGACGGCAGCAGCCACACGCUGGCGCUGACGGCAGUGUUCCACGGCGGCGAGGUCUUCGACACGGUGAGCUUCUUCGGGGUGCACCGAACAGCAACGCCGAUCUCUCACAUCGCGGUUGUUGGUGGGACAGGGAAAUAUGAGAAUGCUAAAGGAUUUGCUGCCAUUGAAGCUCUGCCGCAGGUGGAUCAGCACACUACUGAUGGAGUUGAAACCAUCACUCACUUCACUGUUUAUCUCACUCCUUGAAUCCUCUCUCUCUAUCCAUAUAUAUGUAUCACACAAACACAUAGUACAAGAUUCUGCUGUGAGUGAUUCCGAGU